GAAGCAGUGGUGCACAUUACAACACAAACACUGGAUGGCAAACGAGACGUUGAAUGGCACAUAUAUGUUUAGUUUUUGUCAUAUUAAUUACUUCCUUCACAGUUAAACUUAUGGAUAGUUGUGUUCUCACAUUUGUUAAAUAGAAACCAGAGCAUUUAUUCCGCUGGGUCUGUUGGUGUUACGGUACAGAGUGCUAGCUGGGAGCACAUCGGAGGGUGAUUUAAGUCCAUUGUAUUUUGGUAACAUAAGCAGUAAACCAUGCCUACCGUGGUCUUAAUGGACGUGUCUCUGUCCAUGACACGGCCAGUGUCUCUGGACGGCAGCGAGGAGUUUCAGAGGAAGAACCUGGCUGUCCACGGAUUAAAUAUGUUGUUUGAACACAUGGCCUCAAACUACCGCUUGGAGUUUACAUCCCUGAUGGCCUUCUCUUCCCUCUGGGAGCUCUUGGUGCCUUUCACCAGAGAUUACAAUGCAUUACAGGAGGCUCUGAGCAACCUGGAGGACUAUGACAAGACCUGUAUUGAAUCAGCUCUCAAUGGAGUUAGCAACGUGGUACAGCAGGAGUGGGGCAGUGCCUGUCCCUGCCAGGUGGUGCUGGUUACUGAUGGAUCUCUUGGUAUUGGAAAGGGUUCCCUCCGUCACUCCCUCCAGACACUGAAGCAUCGUGCUGAUGACAAGAAGUUCCCACUUCCUUUCCCUUUCCCGACCAAAAUGUUCAUCAUGGCUGUAGCCAAUGCAGAGGAGUUACAAAUGACUGAUGCCAUGGACAACUUGGAAGAGCUACUACGUCUAAGCGGAGGUGACGGACAGAUCUUCACCAUGGAGGGACCACUUUGCAUGAAGAGUGUACAGGCUAUGUUUGGGAGGCUGAUUGAUCACGCAUAUUCUCCCUUCCACGCUGUCCUGCACUGUGGGAACUUGUCCUCAGAUGUUCAGGUGUUCCCUCGGCCUGAGCCUGUUGUGAUGGAUGAAGAAGUAGAACCCAUUCCACGUGCAGUCAAUGCAGAUUUGGAAAUUGUGGGCUUCAUUGAAGUCGCUGACAUUUCAAGUCCUCCUGUUAUAUCCAGACACUUGGUACUGCCUAUUGCGGUAAACAAAGAGGUGGAUGACGUCGGCACAGGAACCACAGAUGAGCUGGAGGAGGAACCCUCUGCCAGUCAAAUGGCAGGCAAAAGUCCAAAUUUUUGUGUCCUUUUACAUGGCAGUCUUAAAGUCGAGGGCAUGGUGGCACUGGUCCAACUGGGACCAGAGUGGUACGGCAUGCUGUACUCCCAAGCAGACAGCAAGAAGAAAUCGAACCUCAUGAUGUCUCUGUUUGAGCCCGGUCCAGAGCCUCUGCCUUGGCUGGGCAAGAUCACACAUUUGGGACCAAUAUCAGAGGCUGCUGAAAAUCCCUACGGAGAGGAUGAUAGCAAAAGUCCUUUCCCUCUGCAGCCGCAGGCCAAACGAAGCUAUGCCCAGAAUGUCACUGUGUGGAUUAAAGCCAGUGGACUACAGACUGAUGUGCAGAAGAUCCUGAGGAAUGCAAGAAAGCUGCCAGAUAAAACUCAAACCUUUUACAAGGAGCUGAACCGUCUUCGGAAGGCUGCCCUGGCUUUUGGUUUCUGGGAGCUCCUGAAGGGAGUCGCUGAUCUGCUGGAGAGAGAGUGCACCCUGCUGCCAGACUCAGCACAUCCGGACGCGGCUUUCCAGCUCUCCCAUGCCGCACAGCAACUCAAACUGGCAAGCACUGGUGACUCCCAGUAUGCUGCCUUUGAUCACAACAUUGCUCCCAUGCACACUGACUUUUCAAGCUGAAUGAAUAGAAAUGGACUAGAAUAUAGCAGCAUCAGCCUGUGUGGACCAACUUUGAGCUGGAUGGUGUUUAAAAAACUCUUGGAAGGAGCUGCGUCAAGAACCUACGUGCAACCCACGAGUCAGACUGAGAACUUUCACUCCCUUGACGCUGCCGAGACACGGCAAAACGUACAUAAUGAGGUGUUGUAACAUGUUAGCGUGUACAUAUGCUUUUUUACAUGUUCCUUUGUAGGAUGUUUUUCACAAAUUGACCAGAUUUAAAAUUCAUUUUUAU
Molecule: messenger RNA, 2071 nt
Organism: Epinephelus fuscoguttatus (brown-marbled grouper)
Lineage: Eukaryota; Metazoa; Chordata; Actinopteri; Perciformes; Serranidae
Gene: ints14
Product: integrator complex subunit 14
Exons: 12
Coding region: 259-1797 (512 amino acids)
Biological process (GO): snRNA 3'-end processing
Cellular component (GO): integrator complex
Source: RefSeq, a predicted model, not a curated record